AUGACAACGACACAUAAGCACAAUAAUAAACCUUCACAGAAGGAAAAAAGAUUAUCUGACAAACUGCUGGAUGAAAGAAAGUGUAUUCAGGAAGAAGACCUACUGAAAGAGAAGAAUGUCGCUGUCAUUAAAUUGACCCUGCCAAAACUCCUAUUCUGGUUUACAGCUGGAAAAGAAGAUUAUCCAAAUACAGCUGGGGCAAGAAGAGGAGUAUCCGGAUACUGCUGUACAAGAGGAGUAUCUGGGUACUGCUGCGCAAGAGGAAUAUCCCAGGUACUUCUAGGCAAGAGGAGUAUCUGGGUACUUCUGGACAAAAGGACCGCCUGGAUACUGUUAGGUAAAAGUAGUGCCCGGCCCGCUGAUGAUGGACUAGAGCCUACUGCACUCUAG
Molecule: messenger RNA, 390 nt
Organism: Funneliformis mosseae
Lineage: Eukaryota; Fungi; Glomeromycota; Glomeromycetes; Glomerales; Glomeraceae
Source: the annotation of a GenBank genome assembly